AGUCCGAGGAACGGCUUGGCUUUCCGUUGACUCGGAGUAGAUGAAAGCGGACGAGUCGAGGAGAGCAGCGGUCUUUAACUCAAGCGUUUUUUGCUCACUCUGGAGGAGUUUCAAUCGAAGAUGAAAGUAUUAGCAGUUAGUAUUUUAGACAGGUUUCCAUGUUGUUAACGUUAGGUGACAAUUCAGCGAGAGGAACUGUGUUAAUAAGUGAGGUAGCGUGAUAGUAUUGGUUUCACCGCGUGAGGUCACCUGUUGGACCGGGCUUGCAGGUAAAAACGGGCGUCGGUACACCGAUAGCACGACUUGACGUUUAUAGCAGCCGUUAUGAUUCCCGAAUGCCCACGAGCGAGCGAGCCCAGAAGCCGAGUUCGGUGUGAAUCCGGUCAGAACCGCUCCGGUUUGCUGCGCGAGAUCCGGACCGCCAUCAGGAGCGAGCCGUUCACCGAGCGCUAUGACGUCAUCCCGGGCAAAGAGCUGGGCAGAGGUAAGUUUGCUGUGGUGAGGAAGUGUGUGGAGAAGAGCACAGGGAAAGCGUACGCAGCGAAGUACAUGAGGAAGAGGAGGAAGGGCCAGGACUGCAGGACCGAGAUCAUCCACGAGAUCGGCGUGCUGGAGCUGACAGCGGCCUGUCCUCGAGUCGUCAGUCUCCACCAGGUCUACGAGACGGCCAGCGAGAUGGUGCUGGUUCUGGAGUAUGCUGCAGGAGGAGAGAUCUUUAACCAGUGUGUGGCCGACAGAGACGAGGCCUUCAAAGAAGACGACGUGAAGAGACUGAUGAGGCAGAUCCUGGAGGGAGUGUCCUUCCUUCACCACAACAACGUGGUGCAUCUGGACCUCAAACCUCAGAACAUCCUCCUGACCAGCGAGUCUCCUCUCGGGGAUAUAAAGGUGGUGGACUUCGGUCUGUCGAGGCUGGUGAGCAGCGGUCAGGAGAUCCGGGAGAUCAUGGGCACGCCGGAGUAUGUGGCACCAGAAAUCCUGAAUUAUGAGCCGAUCAGCACAGCGACGGACAUGUGGAGCAUCGGCGUCCUGGCCUACGUGAUGCUGACGGGGAUCUCUCCGUUCCUGGGGGACGAUAAGCAGGAGACCUUCCUCAACAUCUCUCAGAUCAACAUCAGCUACACCGAAGAGGAGCUGCAGCGUCUGGACAGAGCCGCCAUUCACUUCAUCAAGAGCCUGCUCAUCAAAGAGCCAGAGAGCAGAGCGUCUGCAGAAGACUGUCUGAAGCACCAGUGGCUGCAGCCGGAGGAGGUCCUCCUGGAGAGCGUCUCGGAGCCACUCAGUCCCGCCGAUGAAGACGAGGAGGAGGAGGAGAGCGCUCCGGAGCUGAUCGUGAUGGCCGCUUACACCCUGGGUCAGUGCCGGCAGUCCUCGGAUAAAGAGAGCCUGACCCCGGACCAGAAGGCCAUCUCCAAGCGCUUCAAGUUCGAGGAGCCCUUCUCUGCUCUGCCCGGGGAGUUCAUCUACUGAGCCACGCCUCCUCUCUCUCUCUCUCUCUCCUCUUGAGUUCAGUUGUAAGCCAAACGGUUUUCCUUUCACCGGUUGCUCUUGUUUCUGUUUGUGCUGAAGCCUUGCUGCGGUUCUCGUUUUUUUUUUGUUUGGUGCCAUGCUGCCAUCUUUGAUAAGGGUCAGGCUCGUGAUCAUUCCUGUUUGCCAUGUUUGUACAAAAUGAUCGUUGUGUGUGUGUGUGUGCGCGUGUGUGUGUGUGUGUUUUCCUGCAACACGAAGGCGAGCAGAAUUAAAUGUAAAUGAAUCCAGUUUAUUUUAAGAGUGUUUCUGUGUCGUGUUUAAAAAAAAAAAAAAAAGCCAUUUUGUAUGUUGAGCUCCUGACCGAUGUCCACUACAAUAAUAACAUAAUUACAUUCACGCUCAUUUAUAUAUAUAUAUAUAUAUAUAUAUAUAUAUAUAUAUAUAUAUAUAUAUAUAUAUAUAUAUAUAUAUAUGAAGAACGUGUCUUUCUGUGUUUGUCAGCUCAUGUUAGAGUUAUAACUGUAUAUUGAUCUGUCACUAUAAAGAAUAUUUUUAAUGGCAACAAAUUUGAAAGUGACUGUCUUGAUGCUGUAAAUAAAAGUUUGUCUCGACUGUC
Molecule: messenger RNA, 2086 nt
Organism: Puntigrus tetrazona (Sumatra barb)
Lineage: Eukaryota; Metazoa; Chordata; Actinopteri; Cypriniformes; Cyprinidae
Gene: stk17a
Product: serine/threonine kinase 17a
Exons: 7
Coding region: 325-1470 (381 amino acids)
Biological process (GO): intracellular signal transduction; protein phosphorylation; positive regulation of apoptotic process
Cellular component (GO): nucleus
Molecular function (GO): ATP binding; protein serine/threonine kinase activity
Source: RefSeq, a predicted model, not a curated record